AUGACUACGAUGAGCCACCGUGAAUUAGACAACCUCCAAACUUCCCUAAACAAUGCGCUGAACAGUUUGCGCGUCGCAAUGGACGAGUCGAUGCUGUCGCCUUUGUCUUCACAGUAUGGGAUCGACAUGCACCCUUUGGAUGGCCUAGACCAGCCCACGCCAGUUGGUGUAUACAAAGCCCGCCAAGCAGCACUAGCAUGUGUUGCAGAGCUCAAGAAUCUUCUGCAACAUCCUUUUGAGAAAGCCGCUGAGAGCACCUUCGCCAUGUAUGAUUUCGCUACCGUUCAAGUCUUUGUUGAACAUGGCAUUGUGGACCGCAUGGCCAAGGAGCCCUCUGGUAUCUCUGUCAAAACUCUUCAGUCAGAACUGGACCUUGACGCCCAUAAGCUCACCACAGUAUUACGCCAUCUCUCAGCUUGUGGUUGGAUUCGAGAGACUCAGGAUGGCAUUUUUGCUAUGAAUCGCUCCUCUCGCAUUUUACUACAAGGCCAAAGGGGUCGUGCAUUGAUAUCGGUUCCUGGCAACAUGAAGAUCGCAGAGGCUCUUCCUCGAUGGCUCACGCAUCCCGAAUUCAGGUUCUCUGAGUCUCCAGAACAUACCGCAUUUCAGCUCGCGAACGAUACCACGAAGCCAUUCUUCGAAUGGGCGAAAGACGACAGAAAUUAUCUUGGUCGUUUUGCAGCUUGUGUUGAGGCGAUCGGCGAAUAUGUUACCCCAGGAAUAUUAUCGGACUACCCAUGGCAAACGUGCUUGAAAUCAACUAUUGUUGAUUGCGGGGGAGGUAAAGGAAGCCUAGCUAUCGCCCUCGCCAAUAAGAGAGGGAGGAGAUGGUCGAGGCUGGCUGAAGCUAAUAUCAAGGCCCAUUUGGACCCCAACUCAGUUCCUGGCACAGUAGUUGCCGAAGCCCGCGACUUGUUCUCUGCUCAACCGCGCACUGGGGAUAACUAUACCUUCAUGUUACGUCAUGUUCUACACAACUGGCCCGAUGCUCAAGCUGUGAGCGUCCUAGAGAAACUCGCUGCAGCCGCAGGACCAGAGUCCAAGAUCCUGAUCAUCGAGAGAAUUUCUGGGCACUAUCCCGACACUCACGUCCAGCUUGAACAUGACCCAACGAACACGACUGAUAUUACAACUUCUGCUUCCCUCAUAACCGAGCAAACCCUUCUCAAUUCUUCAUCUCGCAUGCCGCACGCACUCGCUUUGCACCUCUUGUGUAUUUUAAAUUGUCACGAACGAACACUGGAUCAGUGGCGGACUAUAAUUUCUCGGGCUGGUCUUGUCGUCACAGGGCUGUACAAGCUUAGGGCUUAUGUGUCUGUUAUGGAGUGCCGCGUUAUUCACACAUAG
Molecule: messenger RNA, 1347 nt
Organism: Suillus subaureus
Lineage: Eukaryota; Fungi; Basidiomycota; Agaricomycetes; Boletales; Suillaceae
Product: S-adenosyl-L-methionine-dependent methyltransferase
Exons: 10
Coding region: 1-1347 (448 amino acids)
Molecular function (GO): O-methyltransferase activity
Source: RefSeq, a predicted model, not a curated record